Molecule: messenger RNA, 1269 nt
Organism: Rhinolophus ferrumequinum (greater horseshoe bat)
Lineage: Eukaryota; Metazoa; Chordata; Mammalia; Chiroptera; Rhinolophidae
Product: signal-regulatory protein beta-1-like
Exons: 5
Coding region: 43-1269 (408 amino acids)
Biological process (GO): positive regulation of phagocytosis; positive regulation of T cell activation
Cellular component (GO): plasma membrane
Source: RefSeq, a predicted model, not a curated record
CGCUCCUCUCACAGAGCAGAGAGUCCGGUUCUCCCAGCUCACAUGUGGACAGAGCUGCCUGCUCAGGCCUCCAGGAUGACCGUCCCUGCCUCCUGGGUCCACCCCCCUCCUUGCCUGCUGCUGACUCUACUGCUGGGACUCACAGGAGGGGCAGGUGAGAAGGAGCUGCAGGUGAUUCAGCCUCAGAUGUCAGUGUGGGUCGCAGCUGGAGAGACGGUCACUCUGCCCUGCACCAUGACCGCCCUGCUCCCUGUGGGGCCCACCCGGUGGUUCAGGGGGACAGGGCCAGGCCGGGAGCCAAUCUACAGUUUCAAAGUAAAUGAGGGAGCCCGCUUCCCUCGAGUAACAACUGUUGCAGACACCACAAAGAGAAACAACACAGACUAUUCCAUCCGCAUCAGUAACACCACCCCCGUAGACACUGGUACCUACUACUGUGUGAAGUUCCAGAGAGGAGACGCUGACGACGUGGAGUUUAAGUCUGGAGCAGGCACUCGGCUCACAGUGAGUGCCAAACCCUCUCCCCCCGUGGUAUCGGGCCCCACGGGGAGGGCCCCACCUAAGCAGACAGUGAGCUUCACCUGUGAGUCCCACGGCUUCUCCCCCCGAAACAUCACCCUGAAAUGGUUCAAAGAAGGGAAUGAGCUCCCGGCCUCCCAGACCUCCGUGGACCCAGAGGGAGACAGCGCUUCCUACAGCGUCUCCAGCACAGCCAGGCUGGUGCUGGCCCCGGGGGACGUUCGCUCUCAGCUGGUCUGCGAGGUGGACCACGUCACCCUGCGGGGGGGCCCUCCUCUUCGUGGGACUGCCAACCUGUCUGAGACCAUCCGAGUUCCACCCACCCUGGAGGUUACCCAACACCCUGUGGCAGGGAACCAGGUGAACGUCAUCUGCUGGGUGAAGAAGUUCUACCCCCGGCGCCUACAGCUGAGCUGGUUGGAAAACAGAAACUUCUCCCGAUCAGAAACGGCCACGACCCUCACAGAGAACAAGGACGGAACCUUUAACGGGAUGAACUGGCUCCUCGUGAAUUUAUCUGCCCACAGGGAGGACGUGGUGCUCACCUGCCAGGUGGAGCAUGAUGGGCAGCCGGCGGUCACCAAACACCUUACCCUGGAGGCCUCUGUCCACCAGAAGGACCAGGGGUCAGACACAAAUACUGGCUCAGCAAUGUCUAAAGGUUUUCUCAUCGCUUUCCUCCUGGGCCCCAAGUUGCUGCUGGCAGUAGGUGUCUCUGCCAUCUAUGCCCACAGGAAGCUGAAGGCCUGA